Messenger RNA from Moneuplotes crassus, 552 nucleotides. The record is from the annotation of a GenBank genome assembly. NCBI's taxonomy places the organism in Eukaryota, Ciliophora, Spirotrichea, Euplotida, Euplotidae.
CCGAGAAUGGAUACAAGGCAAGAGAGAAGGAAGAAGAGGAGAGAAGCUGUAGAGCAGAUGGUCAGAGAGGAUGAGGCUGAAGCGAUGCCUGGUAAAGGACGGUUCAGAAGGAUUUUCAAGUUCAAAUCCAGACUAAGGCAAGCUAAAGAGGAGAAGGAAUGGAGAGCCUCUACUAAGAAGUUGAUCGAGGGAGCGAGAAGACAGAAGAAAGAUAGACUUAAGAAGGAGUUUGAUUAUAAAGAGGAUAUAAAUGAACAAACCAAGUUCAGCAAAAGGCUUCUAAAAGCGUUUGAGAGAUAUAUUUUCAGAGAUUAUCUAAUCCUCUCUGUUACCAAUGGAUGGUUUGUGAGUUACUAUGUGUUCAGAAACCAUCCUCUGAGUUCCAAGUUUAUGGCAAUGUGGGGUGUACUAAUCUGGAACCUGAUGUUGUUCACAGGACCAAUCGAGAGCUAUUAUUUCAACUACAAUGCACUGAGAGAUAACGAAUACUCCUACCUCAUUAGACAGGACCAAGAUUUACCAAAGAGUUCAGAAGAGGAUUGAUUACUUUAA